AUGGCCGGCGUAUCAAGAUGGCUCUGGCUGGAGUUCGGGCAGUGCCAGGUUGCGCUGCUCGCGAAAGAUGGCAUCUACAUCGAGGACUUCCCACGCUGGAUCUCCCACGUCUCCCUGCCCCCCGGAGGCCGCGCCGACGUCGUCGUGCGCUGCCCCGGCGGCAAGGACGGCCUGGAGCACACCGUGAACUCCCACGACUGGCCCGGGGUUUGGCCGAAAUCCUACGUGGGGCCCCUCUUCUCCAUCCGGGCCAUUCAGGGCUCUCGCAGCUCCCGAGAACGGGGGCCCCUGCAGCCCUGGCGUCCUGGGAGAAGACCUGGAUAUCUUCAGGACCUGCGCGGUCAAAGCGCCGACUGCGCCUGCAAGACGAUGCUCCAUAUGAGGUGGAUUGAUGAUUUGCUCUUCCGAGGCACAAAGUAUCUGCAUCAGUGGCCGCGGGAUGCGGUGGUUCAAAGGGAGCUCGCUGGCAUUGACAGGCACAGCUUUCACCAACACACCUGGCCCUUCCAACUUCAGACGACGCCGGCCGGAGACGAUCCGUACUUCAAGGCCGGCGACUGGCACGACACCUACCAGAAUGUCUUCGACCCAAAGGCGACGGUGCGCUUUAGAACCGUCGAUUUUGCAGGCCCCCAAGUGGUGCACUGCCAUAUGCUGACGCACGAGGACGAGGGCAUGAUCGGAUCGGAGGUUGUUCAAGGUUGGGGCCCGGAAAACUGCCGUUGCGACCUUCUGAACGAGGAUGAGCUCGUCAGCAUCGUUGGGGACGAGCGAAGCCAGAGGCUGUUGGUGGCGAGCAUGCUCUUCAUGGCAAUAUCUCUUAUACCCUUCGGGAUGAUGCGACAGGUCCUUUGUCCGGCCCGGUAUGCGAGUUACAAGACGCUGCCGGAGGAAUCCAUGAGUGAUUGA
Messenger RNA from Symbiodinium sp. CCMP2592, 909 nucleotides. Lineage: Eukaryota; Dinophyceae; Suessiales; Symbiodiniaceae. The record is from the annotation of a GenBank genome assembly.